GUUUUCUGUAAUUUAGAGAAAAAAACGUAUUUCACUGCGUAUUAUUUCGUUCAUUCGCAUGUGCUAUCGCGAUUGUGCAUCGGUUCUCCGUUAAUUCGCGGUGCAUUACUCCGUAUAUUCACGAAACGAUAUAUGUGCAGUCGCGAACACAUGGUCGAGUGCGAGAAACGUGCUUUCUCGAUGCAAACACCUUUGUAUGCGUGACUGCGGCAUUCUGCAAUUAAGGGAACGUUUCAUUGCAAAUGCACUUGGCUGCGAUUUGCGAUACGAUUACCGCGAUCGAUGGAGGAACUCGCUAAAUCGAUCCACUGAGAUCAAUACCGCUCGCCGUUUUAUUUUGACCGACACGUUGAUCGGGCAUCCUCCAUUUCCCUUCAGCGCUGUUAACCUAUUCAGUGGUCAGUAGAGUAUCGCGUGCCGACGUAAUUUCGUAGAUGCAAGAUUAUGGGAGUAGAAUAUAUGUUUCAAGUGUGACAUCUUGGUACUUAUAUUUAAUAGAGAAACCUAUAUUUAUCGAAUUAUUGAUUCGAUGUGUGGUAGAGAUUAAUUUUAUAUGAGAGCAAAAAUCUACAAGCAAAAUGCCGCAGAACGAAUACAUUGAGAGGCAUCGUAAGUUGUACGGUCGUCGCCUGGACUAUGAGGAGAGGAAAAGGAAGAGAGAGGCACGUGCGCCUCACAAACGAGCGGAGCAGGCCCGUAAAUUGCGCGGUUUAAAGGCCAAGAUAUUCAACAAGGAGCGACGCAAUGAGAAGAUUCAAAUGAAAAAGAAGAUCAAGGCCCACGAACAGAAGAGGGUCAAAGAAAAGUCCGAGAAGCCGGAGGAUGGUGCGAAGCCUGCCUACCUUCUGGAUCGUGCUGUUGCCAACAGAGCCAAGGUUCUGUCCAACAUGAUAAAGCAAAAGCGCAAGGAGAAAGUUGGCAAAUGGGAAGUUCCGAUACCUAAAGUCAGGGCACAGUCAGAGUCGGAAGUUUUCAAAGUAGUGAGAAGCGGCAAGACGAAACGGAAGUCUUGGAAGAGAAUGGUGACCAAGGUGACCUUCGUCGGAGAGAAUUUUACGAGGAAACCACCGAAAUUUGAGAGAUUCAUCAGGCCGAUGGCACUUAGAUUCAAAACUGCGCAUGUCUCUCACCCUGAGCUCAAGGCAACGUUCUCUCUUCCGAUCAUUGGUGUCAAGAAAAAUCCGAGCUCUCCUAUGUACACGAGCUUAGGCGUCAUCACUAAGGGAACUGUCAUUGAAGUAAAUAUCUCGGAAUUGGGUCUUGUAACGAGCUCGGGCAAGGUCGUCUGGGGAAAGUACGCGCAAGUUACGAACAACCCCGAGAAUGACGGGUGUAUCAAUGCUGUCUUGCUUGUAUAAAUCUUAUUAUUUGUAUAAGAUUAUUAACUCUUUAUAUUUUUAUUGUAAUGAUUAUUUCAGAAAUAAAAUUAUUGACGUCUUACGUAUUUACAGAAA
Messenger RNA from Ooceraea biroi (clonal raider ant), 1454 nucleotides. RefSeq names its product NSA2 ribosome biogenesis factor-like IP259 (gene Ip259). Lineage: Eukaryota; Metazoa; Arthropoda; Insecta; Hymenoptera; Formicidae. The record is from RefSeq and is a predicted model, not a curated record.